AUGAUUCACACCCGCCGGAAGACGUCCUUACUGUCGUAUGGAAGGAUGAACGAGCCGUUCCGCAUGCUUGAUGGCUUGACCGCCAUCAUACAGACAGAUGAAGCCGUGAUACCACGCUUUGUCGUAGCCUCAGUGUACGAAACACCAGGAUCAGGCGAUGCGAGAAGGGAAUCCAGUCCGGCGAAUGACGAGGACGAUGAGGAAGAAGAAUCCAUCUUAUCGUCCCACAAGACAUACCAUGACGAUACCAAUGGCGAGACAGUAGCAAGUAUUACAGGAACAUGGACCGUUACGGUAGGCUGCGAGAAAGGCUGGUGGAGCACCUCACUUGACACUCAGGCUCUCCAGGAUCUACUUGGCCAUCCCAGCGUAUCGACGAGCAAAGCUCCUUAUCCCACUCGAAGCGACAUCAAAUCCUUCACCGAGCGCAUCACAUCCGCCUAUGAUCGCAAAAGCAUCCUCUUUGGCGGUAUUCGCACCAAAGACCCCUCUUCCUGGGGCGCCGUCAAACUUUUCCUCAACCCCGAAUCCGAUCCUGUUGAGCUCAAGCUACACCGACUUUCCCAAGCAGCUGCUUUGGACAUCAGCACAAAGCUCAUCCUUACCUCUUCCCUCUCCUUUCCUUCCGCUGCUAUCGCCUCAUUUAGCAGCUCAGCGUUCGAAACCCACCAAUUGCGACGUAAACUAGAAAGCACCCAACAAGCCCUCCGAGAAGAACGACACAAGUAUCGAUCACUCCUAGCCGCUCCUUCCGCCGUCAACUCGCGCACGGGGCGCAGAACCGUCGUAGGUCUAGGUCCUAGCUUACCCAGUGUCUCACAACGGACGCAAUCGCAAAUGAUUUCUUCUUCGCCCUCGUCAGGAUCAAGAAGUAGAGGUGGUGUAGCGAGUAGUAGUUCCGGCGUAGCGAGUAGUAGUUCCGGCGUAGGGCCUAGCUCCGAGGAUCUAGCUAGUAUCUCAGGCGACAAUAGAAAAGUUGGAGGCUCGCAAAGAACACUGUCGUUGGUCAAUCCGACAAGAGUUCAGAGGGCGAAUCCUGGUGAGAAUGAUGGGUUUAUCGGUGAUGAUGAUGAUGAUGAUGAUGAUGAAUUCUAG
Ustilago hordei is the source of this 1095-nucleotide messenger RNA. RefSeq lists its product as uncharacterized. The record is from RefSeq and is a predicted model, not a curated record. The transcript has a single exon. Lineage: Eukaryota; Fungi; Basidiomycota; Ustilaginomycetes; Ustilaginales; Ustilaginaceae. Bases 1 to 1095 code for a protein of 364 amino acids.